This is a messenger RNA of Caenorhabditis angaria, 1001 nucleotides long. The record is from the annotation of a GenBank genome assembly. Lineage: Eukaryota; Metazoa; Nematoda; Chromadorea; Rhabditida; Rhabditidae.
AUGAAUGAAAGUGAUAUUUAUCAAAAAAUCCUCUCAAUUUUCUAUCCUAUUUUCUUUGUCUCAACAAUUACUGUUCAAAUUCUUCUUCUAUAUUUAAUAAUAUUUCAUUCACCAAAAGCACUUCAAUCAAUCCGUCUUAUUUUAAUUAACACAUCAAUUGUUCAAAUUAUUCUAUGCACAGUCUGCUGUUUUUCACAAUAUCGAAUGAUUACAACACAAGUUCCUGUUGUUCUACGAAGUUAUGGUUACUGUAGACAUUAUCCAGCACAUAUUUGUUUCAUUUUGUAUGAAGUAUUGCAAACUACAAGUUUUACUGGGGGAAUGUCAAUUGUUAUCACUUUUUAUUUCAAAUACCGUAUUAUAAAAAUGACAUUUCUCACAACGUCACACAUGCUUAAAAGUUUUGCACUUUUCCACAUUCCUGUUAUGAUAUCAAUUUUGAGUGAAACAUAUAUGGUGUUUGAUCAAUCUCUUCCAUCCGAAAUAGUUCAAGAAUAUCAGGUGAAAAAUGUUGGAUACACAGACUACAUUGAAAUUGGUGUUUUGAAACUGAAAUCAAUUCCAAGUGCAAUUAAUUUUAUCAUAAUUUCUGGAAGUGUAUUUGUUCUUCCUCCAUUAUCUUUGUAUUUCCGAAAUCAAAUAAUGAAACAUAUCAAUUCAAGAAUCUCUUCAAAAAGACAACAAAUUAGUCAAAGAUUUUUGUCCGGUUUAACAAUCCAAGCGAUUUUACCUAUAUUAUUCUAUGUUCCACUUUUCAGUUUAUAUCUUUAUUGUAUAAUCACAAGUUAGUUUAAAAUUGUAAUAUUUUUUAAUUAUGUAGUUCGAAAUUUCUAGAAGAAGAAGUAUUGUUUCAACAAUAUAUGAUGACAGUUAUUUCAAGUCUACCAGCUUUAAUCGAUCCAAUUCUCGCAAUAUUUUUCAUAACUCCCUACAGAAAUCGAAUUACGUCAUGGAUAAAAAAGAAACCAAAUGAUGAUUCAAGAGUUUUCACAAGAACUUGA